Molecule: messenger RNA, 3741 nt
Organism: Plasmodium vivax (malaria parasite P. vivax)
Lineage: Eukaryota; Apicomplexa; Aconoidasida; Haemosporida; Plasmodiidae
Exons: 5
Coding region: 1-3741 (1246 amino acids)
Cellular component (GO): nucleus
Source: RefSeq, a predicted model, not a curated record
AUGAGCGAGGCGAACAGAGGGGGUGGCCAGCAGGAGGGAGGGAAAAACGACGGCGCGGCGUUCAACACCACAGGAAAGGGUGGCGGUAUGUACCAAGCAAGUCCAAACGAGGGGAACAAGUACCUGUACAAUAACGCCAAUUAUGGAGGGUAUGGCGCUCCAGGAAGUGGUUUAAGCAGUCUGCAAAAUUUUGGCGCGUUGAAUAGUCCCCACAGUGGCUAUCCAAAUGGUUACCAAAAUGGCUAUCAAAAUGGCUAUCAAAGUGGCUACCCGGGUGGGGGGUACCAAAAUAUGGCCUACCAAAUGGGUGGGAACCCAAGUGGAAGUUACUCAAAUUUCCAGAGCGGAAACUACGCCUAUAGUAAGAAUGAGAAUUAUUUCUCAAAUUUUAACCCCAGUGGGGAUAGCACUAGUUACAGUCAGGCGAAGGAUUGUGGUAACGCUAAGGAGGUGCCCGAAGAGGAGGCGAAGAAGAAUGAUAAGCAGACGGACCCACCAGGUGGCAACCCAAAUAACGAUGACAAGUAUGUAGAGAUGUACAUCAACAAGGUGAAGGAGAUUUACUACUUCCACGUGUUUUACCAUUAUCUAAAAUUAGGCUACCCAGAAAAGGAAGCCUCCAUGGAAUCGAAAAAAUACAUUUUCAUAACGUUGAGCAGAUACUUCCUCUUAGUGAAGAAUGCCAUCUUGUCAUCAGCAGAAUCGAUUAAGCAGAUAAAUAAUUGUGUGUCUUCAAAUUUGGGCUACUAUCAACAGCAGACAAACCUGCAGGAGUUUUUACUCAAUCAGCAGGCUAAUUUACAGAGCAUGAAUUUGGGUACGUUAAACAUUGGGAAUAUUAAUUUGCCUUUGAGUGAUCAUGAGAAGUUGGGCGAUCUGUCUAAGCUAAAUUGUGGUGAGGCUGGGAGUGGGCAACCCCGGGUGGGUGAAGCACCACAGGGGAGUACCCCCCCGAACAGUACCCUUCAGGCGAAUGACUCGACGGACGUGCAAAGUGGGAACAACCAAAAUAAUGUGUACAAUUUUAAGGCGGAAAAAAUUAACAAUAUGAUAGACUCAAUCGAAGAAAUGAAGAAGCUAAGCAAAAAUAAAAAAAUGAAUAAAUACACUUAUGAUGAGCAUACCAGCGGGGUAGGUGGAGAGGCCAACAACGGCAUGAUUAACGCCGGCAAGAAUUGCAAAGACUAUUCGUUUAGCAAUAAUGAGGAGGCGAAAAAGAAAAUUAGCUUUUCCCUGAGUAAGUCAAAAAAUAAAUUAUUUCAAAUGUAUAACAGAGGUGGGAAUGACCCUAGUCGGAGGACUGCCGGUGAGGAAGCUGGUGAGGGUGGCCUCUUCACUGAUGAAGGUAGGAACAACGAUCGGAAGGUGCAGGGUGGUAGUAUGUAUCCCCCCGCUGCGGUUAUGAUGAAGGGCCCAAGUCAAGUUGCAGGGAAUAACUUUGUCAGUGUAUUUCCGUAUGAUCAGCAGCGCAGUCGUAAUGAUGGGGGGGGUGAUCCCACUGGCGGGAGUGACUUCCCCGAGAGGGCUCAAAUGAAAGGGGGCCCCGGGGGGUAUGCGAACCGAGCAAGGGAAAGUAACGCACAUGACGGGUUUAACCACGACGGGGUGGGCAGUUACGCAGGUGGAGAGCACGUAAAGGGAAGCAGCAAUGGUUUUCACCUGAGCAGUCAAGCGGUGAAGGCGAACGAUGAAGGUGUGGCGAAUAGCAAGUACAAAAGGAAUGGUGCGUCAGGUUUUGGCAAUGUUAGUUACGCUUCUUAUGGUGGCGAGAGGGAGUCUCAUUUGUUCCCAAACGGGAUGCAUAUCAAAGGCGCUUAUGACGCGAGCGGCAAUCGCCUUGGCCGGAUGGGUCACCGGGGAGGGACCGGCAAGGAGCAGUUCGUGCCAGGCGCUAAGCAGAGGUAUGACGGGAAGCACACGGCGGGCGAUGAAGGCAGCGACGUGGAGGAGCGGCAGCAACUUGCGCAAAUGGCGCAGCAAGGGAGGGACGGCUGCUUUUAUAAAGAUGUAGGCGGCAGGAAGGACGCUACUGACAGGUACAGAGUGCAGAAGGAGGGCAUUCGGGAGGGCGAGGACCUGGACAGGGGCAAUCGGGGCGUCCAUAACGAGGGGGACUACGAUGGGGACUACGCCGCGGAUAACCUCAGCAGUGGCCUUCUCAGCGGGGGUAGCAGGUUUCCCCAGGUUGCGAGGGGGCACAGGACUUCCGCGGAGGAGGAACCCCCCGACGGACUGAAAAAGUGUGACACCUUUAAGAUUUACAUAAACAACAUACAGGAGGAGUUCAAGGAGGAAUGCAAGAACGCCGAUUUUGCGAAGAUCCUGAAGGAGUUCAUUAGCAGGCUAGUAGCUUGGAACAGGAAGAGAGCCACGAACACGAGGUUUUGGAGGUUCAACGUGAUGCCAACGAAGGAGGAUAUCUUCGCCAUGGACAUGCUCUUCUUCACGCGCAGAAAAGGCAAAAAGCGGUACGCGGCGAACGACGAGGACAACGACAUGGAGUACGGCCUCAACUUCAGCGACAAGAAGAAGAAGCUAAGCGCGGAGGAAAUCGAGAGCAGGGAUAGGCGGCUGGAAAAGUAUGGGGAUGUCUCCAAGGGGAGGAAGAACGAGCAGGCGGACAGCUCAUUUUACCUUGAUUACAGCGGAGCGCACGAUGGGGAUCACAGUGACUACAACACGCUGGAGAAGCUGCUCGACAAGUACAAUUUCUCCAGCUGCUAUAAGAAUAAGAAUUUUGUGGGGCUGUGCAAGAGCAUUCAGAAGUUUUUUUUCAGGCUGACGUCUCUCCCGGAGCGGAAAAAUGUGAGAAGCUUCUCCGUGAUAAAGUGCACCUACGCGUACGUGCUGCACAAGUACAACCAGGAUAGGAACUACAAGUACAUCAACGAGCAGUUCAGGUCCAUGCGCCAAGACAUGAACAUCCAAAACAUUUUCCACGACGACGUCGUCAACAUAUAUGAGACGAACAUCAGGAUCUGCAUCGUGAAUAAUGACCUUUUCCAGUUCCUGCAGUGCAUCAACAAGCUCUUCGAGUUGUACCAGCGGCUGAACAUAAAGAAGUCCAAGGUCGAAUUCCUGUGCUACAAGCUGAUCUACCUGACCCUCCAGAACAUGCACCAGGAGUUCCUCGUGGAAUACCUAACGCUGAGCGACGAGGAGAAGAGCCACGAAAACGUGCAGCUCUGCUACUACCUCAACGAGUGCAUCAAAAACAAAAUGUAUUUAGUAAACAUCAAUAUGGUGUCCCCCCUAGACGACGAAGCGAACCAUUUGUACAUCUAUAAGAGAGUGUUCAUCAACGAGCACAUUUUGACGUACCUGCCUAGCCUCAUGGGGUUGAGUGAGAAUAGGGAUUUGAACGUCAAUAUGAAUUUGCUAAUCCAGUUCGUGAAAGAGCACAGUGAGGUGAAGACUGAGGAGGUGGCGGAAUGUUCUGAAGGUGGUGCAGGCGCGAAGAGGGACGCUGUAAGGAUGCCCUAUCUGACCAACUACCUGAUCGUUUUGUUCCUGCCCAAGUACCGGCUCCUGGCACUCAUAAAUAUAUGCAUGACCAGCAUCAAGGUCGGCCUGCCCACCCUGACGAAGCUGCUGAACUUCCAGAACGACGAAACGUGUCUCAGCUUCCUCGAAGAGGUAAACACGAUUAUGAAAAAUAACGAAGUGAUAAGCAAGCCCUCCCUGGACAACCUGAUGAAGUCCCCCCUUUUGAAGAAUAAGUACAUUAAUCAUAUCAGGUGA